UCUGGCUUCAUCUCGUUGCUUUACAAGUUCUCAACAGUCUUUGAUUUACGAGUACCACUGGCUAAAGCUCGAGGCCUCAAGGCUUACAAGCUGCCGCGGCUGCUCCCCUUCCUCUCUCUUACUCACUCGACCUGCAUUGCUCAACUCUGGCUAACAACCACUACAACCCACCAACUCCCACUACCGAAUACAAAGGCAAAUACAAAUCCACUUGCACCUGCGCAUAUACUUCGACCUGUAUAUCGCUGCCAUCAUCUCGUUCGACACCCGCAGAUAUUUCAGCGACUACCACCGCCAUCAUGCCUGCAGCAGUCACAACCAGGCCCAAGCUGGGCAAGCUCUCUACUCCAGUGACGAGCACAUUUCCUCCCGACAUCACCUCAGCAAACACGGCUACUCCUCGGUCUGCUCUUUUUGCCUGCAAGCCUGACCCUAGCUACAUCCAAACACCGAUCAGUCCACCAUUGGCCUACACCGAUUUCCUCUCCAAGGCCCUAGGAUCGCUCAACUCGCCAGCUCUCGCACCCGGCGAGAUCUCUCCCGAGUCUGCACCGACGUCUGCUGCUAGCGACAAGUCGGAUACCUCCUCAAUGGACGAACGUCCAUCCCCAGCUUCUAGCGCUGCCAGCAGCAAACCCGCUUCGCCGGCAUCAGCAACGGCAGUUCCUCCAACUCCAUUCACGGCGCCGCUGCCCAUGUCUGCACCGGCAACUGGAGCAAAUUGCUUUCCUAGCCUGAAAGUACCGCCUAGCCCUGCCAUUUCCAAUCUGGAUUCUCCCAUGAGCUCCCGACUCAUAGGCUCUCCGUGGAGCGCUCGGUCGAUGCACCCUGUGUUUGACUGGGACGCCGCCCUCAAGGCCCGCCUUGGAGAGACGAAGAAGCAAAAAUCCUCGCGUGUUAGUGUGCGACACAUUCGUGAGGUGGUGACGAGAACUGUCACUUACACCCCAAAGAUGGAUCCUGCCCCCAGAGGCAAGCGACGGAAAGUUGAGUGAGGAAUGAGAGUGGGAAGCCAUAUUUCGACAUUCAAAUCCUUCGCACAACAUCUACAAUACUGGGCUCCGACCCUAUCUCCUCAUUUGCCAACCGCAAUGACGUCGAUCUACAUAUUCUUUUAACUACCAUCACACCAACUGUAUACCAACCAUGAUUCGACAACACAAGGUGUUUUCAUUUCUUGUCUUGAUGACUACAUCUCCCUGUGGGAGACAACAAAAGCAUGAUCGGAGAAUUGGAAGGGCGAGCUGCUUCCAAUUCACUUUUUUUUUUACGAAACCUUCAGCACUAAUACGCUGGCCGCAGCUGAAGUCGACGAUGUGAUGGUUAACUAUUUAAACCUAGGCGAGUCCUAGCACGACACUACUACUGGCGUAUCAUGGAAGAGUGGUGUGGGGGAGUUUUCUUUUACUUUUCUUUGUCACUAUCACCGUGCCGGAUAUCUCGUUUUUAUCAACAUACUCCUCCUUUUCUGUGAGGAAUUGCGAGGGCGGAGGCUUUUUUUCCUUCAUGCGGAAGAGUCAAGGAUUUUCCUUGAGGAGUUUAUGGGCGUUUUCCCACGGACACAGCGCCCGACUGACGGGCGUUUCUGCAGCGCAUGGACCGGCUCGAUACUGAAGCCUAGACUGUGGAUAAUGGUCUCGGCGGGGGCGGCAGAGGGUCAGGCGAUUCUGCGUGUGUCACCGGAAGCGGGAACCAAGAGGGGCCGAUGGAGGCAGCUUCGUUCUUGAAUAAGACGGGCAGCCAGCUACGCAUCGCAGAUGCCUCGAUGCUUGUAACACAUAUUACUAUAUAUACACUAUUUAGAGACACAAAAAAAAACAUUGAACAAAAUAAUUCAGCUGGUGUUGCUUUGCAGCCAAUCAUUCUUGCGAAGACUGCUUUGAUUAGCUUGAUAAUCUCCGACUGUAACGCAAAGCCGAACAUGGCAGAUGCAGAUUCUAUUGGCACAUCGAUCAGUUUUUUUCACCAACUUAGUGAUCUGUCGUUAGUAGGAUUUACGGCUUCCCGUGCGUGUGUGUAGCAAUAUGGAGCGGCAACUGUGCCACAGGAGGAAAUGUCGGUAUAAGUCGGGCACUUGAUUCGUGGCUUUCAUAUCAUGCCUUGCUUUUUCUUGCCCUCUUGUUUAAUUCACGCAGACGUGCAUAUUCACGGGCCAAGUGAGUGAGAAAGAGAUAGAGUGGUA
Molecule: messenger RNA, 2182 nt
Organism: Trichoderma atroviride IMI 206040
Lineage: Eukaryota; Fungi; Ascomycota; Sordariomycetes; Hypocreales; Hypocreaceae
Source: RefSeq, a predicted model, not a curated record